AUGGAACCAAGCCAGUCGCCACAUGGGUUGCAAACAAUAAGCCAACCUUUAGCUCCAGAGGACAAUCAACCUUUAGGUCUUGGCGACAUACGUUGUUCAACACCCCAGAGCCAGUAUGAACAAGUAAGAACUGUUCGAACUUUUCUUGUAAUAAAUAGAGCCAAACAGGUUACAGCACUAGGCAACACCAAGUUGGCAUCUGGAUAUCAGCAAUUUGCUUUUGGGCUUCAACAAUCACAACAAUCCCAAUUCGGUGCACAGAAAAAUAAGAGUCGUGGUCCAAUUUCUAGUCUUGGAGCUGUUCGUGCAACGCACGGUGCCUACAAAUCGUCCAGAAAGCUGCCACGGGCAGUUGCACCAGCUGCUGAAGAAACAUCAUCUAGCCCUCCCGUAGUUGAUGUCGAGGAACCGACACAAUCGUCUGAUUCUCAGGAAAAUCUGAUAACAAUGGCUACAAUUUCUGAAAAUACUGUCUUUCCUCCGCCACAUCAGCCGUGCUCCAAACCGGAUGACAACCGGGAUUGCAAUUAUCAAAGAAUCGCAACUCUAUCAGGGCAUAAAAAAUCCAUAUCAGUAGUGAAAUUUUCUCCAUGUGGCGGCUAUCUUGCCACGGCUUCAGCUGACAGAAGCAUCAAACUGUGGAGCAUGAAGGACUUGACAUGCGAACGAACAAUUCUUGGCCAUCAACUAGGCAUCAACGAUAUAUCAUGGAACUCGAGCAGUCAGUACAUUGCUUCAGGUUCUGAUGACAUGACUGUGAGAAUAUUUAGUGUGUCAUCAGGACAUUGCUGGAGAAUUAUGAAAGGCCACACCCAUUACGUUUUCUCGUGUGCUUUCAAUCCUCAAACAUCACUAGUGGUUUCCGGAGGAUACGACGAAACAGUUCGUUUAUGGAAUGUGAUCACCGGAAUGUGUGUACGAUUGAUUCCGGCCCAUACUGAUCCUGUAACAUGCGUUGCUUUCAACCACGAUGGAAGCUGCGUUGCGAGCUCUUCAUACGAAGGAUGUAUUCGUGUGUGGGAUGUUUCUAACGGACACUGCUUAAAAACGUUGAAAGAUCUCGAACACGAUGCUGUCUCAUUCGUUGAGUUUACUCCAAAUGGGAAGUUUAUUCUAUCUUCUCACAUGAACAGCAAGAUUAAAAUGUGGGACGUUUCCAAGGAGAAACCAGUGAAGUACUACUCCGGCCAUCAAAAUUCCAAGUAUUGCAUUUUCGCAGGUAUAUCUCUAUCCCAUGGAAGACGGGUGAUCAGCGGUUCAGAGGACGGAAAAAUAUUUGUCUGGGACCUUCAGACGAAGAGAGUGAUACAAGUAAUGGAAGAGCACACAAAGCCUGUUCUCGCCACAGACGCUCAUCCCAUUUUGAAUAUGAUGGCUUCUGGAGGUAUAGAGCCAGACAACACUGUUAGAAUUUGGUAUUCUGAUAAAUAA
Messenger RNA from Caenorhabditis briggsae, 1431 nucleotides. RefSeq names its product Protein CBR-WDR-5.3 (gene Cbr-wdr-5.3). Gene Ontology annotation, cellular component: Set1C/COMPASS complex. NCBI's taxonomy places the organism in Eukaryota, Metazoa, Nematoda, Chromadorea, Rhabditida, Rhabditidae. Gene Ontology annotation, molecular function: histone binding. The record is from RefSeq and is a predicted model, not a curated record. The coding region runs from base 1 to 1431 and encodes 476 amino acids. The transcript is spliced from 4 exons.